Molecule: messenger RNA, 1803 nt
Organism: Aspergillus puulaauensis
Lineage: Eukaryota; Fungi; Ascomycota; Eurotiomycetes; Eurotiales; Aspergillaceae
Gene: FRS1
Product: phenylalanine--tRNA ligase subunit beta
Exons: 9
Coding region: 1-1803 (600 amino acids)
Biological process (GO): phenylalanyl-tRNA aminoacylation
Cellular component (GO): cytoplasm; phenylalanine-tRNA ligase complex
Molecular function (GO): ATP binding; magnesium ion binding; phenylalanine-tRNA ligase activity
Source: RefSeq, a predicted model, not a curated record
AUGCCCACCAUUUCGGUCGAUAAGGCCGCGCUUUUCAAGGAGCUCGGUAAAGAGUAUACCACCGAGGAAUUCGACGAACUAUGCUUCGAAUUUGGCAUUGAACUUGACGAAGAUACAACAAACGAGGACCGCCCGAUCGUGAAUGGCGUGCAGGAACCACCUCAACUCAAGAUUGAAAUCCCCGCGAACCGAUAUGACUUGCUUUGCUUUGAAGGGAUUGCUCUCAUGCUCAACAUCUUCCUGGAGAGGAAGCCUCUUCCCAAGUAUAAACUAGUCAAACCUCCGAGCGGGGAACUUGAGAAGAUCAUUGUCAAGGAGGAUACAAUGAAAAUUCGACCUCUUGUCUCUGGCGCAAUCCUUCGCAAUGUCACUUUCGACCCGGCUCGUUACGAAUCUUUCAUCGCCCUGCAAGAUAAACUUCACCAAAACCUGGCAAGGCAAAGAACGCUCGUCUCCAUCGGUACCCAUGACCUGGAUACUAUCCAAGGACCGUUCACCUACGAAGCUCUACCACCUAAAGACAUCCGCUUCGUGCCUCUCAACCAGACAAAGGAGCUGGAUGGCGAGGAGCUCAUGGAUUUCUACGAUAAAGACAAACACCUGGGCAAGUACCUCCAUAUCAUUCGCGACUCUCCCGUCUACCCGGCCAUCUACGAUGCCAACAAAACCGUCUGUUCCCUUCCGCCCAUUAUCAAUGGUGACCAUUCGAAAAUUAGCCUGAACACCAAGAAUAUCUUUAUCGAAAUUACCGCACUUGAUAAGACGAAGGUGGAAAUCGUGAAUAAGAUCAUGGUGUCCAUGUUCUCUCAAUACACAUCCGAACCCUUCACCAUUGAGCCCAUUCAGAUCGUCUCUGAGCACAACGGCGAGACGAGGAUAACUCCUGACAUCGCACCUCGGACUACACAGGCCGAGGUGUCCUACAUCAACCAAUGCUGCGGCUUGCAGCUUUCGGCUGAAGAGAUCUGCAGACUCCUCACAAAGAUGGCAUAUGAAGCAACACCGUCCACUACCUCUCCUGAUCUAAUUGAUGUCCACAUUCCCCCGACACGUGCAGACAUUCUCCAUCAAGCGGACAUUAUGGAGGACGUUGCAAUUGCCUACGGCUUCAAUAACCUUCCCCGUUCCUUCCCCAGCAAGUCAGGCACCGUUGCCCAACCUCUGCCAAUUAACAAGCUUACCGACAUUAUCCGCACAGAGGCCGCAAUGGCCGGCUGGUCUGAGGUUCUACCUCUGAUCCUGUGCUCCCAUGACGAGAACUUUGCUUGGCUUAACCGCAAAGACGACGGCAACACUGCUGUCAAGUUGGCUAACCCCAAGACUCACGAGUUUCAAGUCGUGCGUACAAGCCUUCUGCCCGGUCUUUUGAAAACUAUUCGCGAGAACAAGCACCACACCGUCCCGAUGAAGAUCUUCGAAGUUAGUGAUGUGGCCUUCAAGGACAUGUCGAUGGAGCGUAAAAGCCGGAACGAGAGACACUUUGCUGCUGCUUGGUAUGGCAAGACCAGCGGUUUCGAAGUUGUGCACGGUCUUCUAGACCGCGUCAUGGCGAUGAUGAAGAGUGCCUUCAUCACUGGUGAAGAGGGUCUCGAGAACCCCGAGGUGAACGACUCCCACUACUGGAUCGAAGAGUUGGAAGACCCAACCUUCUUCCCCGGCCACGCUGCCUCGAUCCACGUUCGCAUCGGCGGCAAGGACUACAACAUCGGUACCUUUGGUAUCCUUCACCCGACCGUGCUGGAGAACUACGAAAUGAAAUAUCCCGUCAGCACGCUGGAGAUCAACAUCGAGGCCUUCCUAUGA